AUUAUCGAAAUUUGUGCUACUUCAAGCUUUACCCAAAACUUCCCGAGCAUCAUAGUAACCCGUCGCAGUUUUAGCCGGAUUGAUUGUCGGACAGCUCGCGCGUGAAAACAAAACAUACUAAAUAUAUAAUGGCCACCGUAAGUCACGCACCACCAUCGGAACACAUCACUGGAUCGCUGACCGCUGAGAGGCGGGUUUCAUCGCGUAAAAUGCCAUCGCCGUACCGAACGGUACCGACAAAAAGCCAUUACACUAAAUCACCCGGUAAAGUUUCGCGAAAUAAUACAUUUAUAGCACCCAGCCGACAGAAACAGAACGAUAACAGUGGGAUGGAUCGACCAGAAGGGGAGUCACUGGAAGUGACGAAGAAAGCGAAAUGUUUAAGCGCUGGUGCCGUGGAUGAACUGCGGGAACGUCAGGAGGGCAGCACGCUGGAGUAUCUCUUCCAGGGAGAGGACAUUAAAUUAUCUGAAGAAUUUCAAACACUGGAGGAACAAUCGCCAACAGCAAUAGCACCGGUAACGUUUAUCGCGAAGAAUGGCAGCUCUAUUCCCAUAAGAAAUAAAACCUUCAUCGGUCGACCAAUCCGUUCGCAGCGAAGCCUAAUCAGCGGGAGCGACUCAAAGACAAUCAAAUUUCUGCUGAAACUAACCACCAAAAGCUACUUCGAGACACUGAUGUACGAAAUCGAUCGUAUCAAGGAAAGCGAUCGUAAAAUGCAGGACCAGGCAAGCUCCCACGGGCACUCGAUAAUGGCCCUAAUCAGUAAGGGGAUCGAUUUCGAUCGCAAGAUGGACGAUCUCAGAGAUCAAAAUGCUAGGCUGCUGCACGAAACGCGGGAAAAACAACGGGUCCAGCAGGAUACGGUGAACGCUAUCACCACAGAGUUGAACGAGCUGAAAUCGGUUUGCAACUUACUGUUGAAAAACAUUGAAAAAGAUCACGAGCUAGACAUUUUGGCGAGAAAGCUCAGGAAGUCUAAAAAGUUUGACUCCAACACUUAUAGAAUGCUCAAAGCACAACUCCGGAAACCAGCUCAGGAUAAAAUCAAGUCUAGGAAAACCUCUGUUAAAUUGAGCGUUCAACGAUCUCUAUCCUGUUUGCCUUCCAAAUCGAAAAGUGAAAACGUAUUACGUAAACGAACUACGACGAAAGGAUCACGGCUGUCGAUCAUGCGCCAGAAGAGCGACUGGUCAUCGCUGUCCAGCAUGUCGUCGGUCUCAACCGGUUCGGAUAUGCUGAGCGACAUAGAAGUUACAACGGACAAACGCAGCGGAACUAGUGAGACUUCCAGAAGAUGUCCACCGCAGGUAGGCGAUGUUGGUAGCUUUUCGGAUCACAGCAUAGCUGCGAAGAAUCAAAAUUCCAAGAGAAGAGAGAAAAGUACCAAAAAGUCGGGCUUCUUAAGGAUUUUCUGCUGCGGUCAACGGACAAAGAUAAGCAAGGAGAUUAACAGCGCGCAAAAUCUUUGGCAAAUUUGAAUACUUUUUGCGUUGCUUUGACUAAACAUAAUUAGAAAAUAUUUUAUCUUUAAUUUUUGGUAAUUUUUUUGUAAACAUCAAUAC
Molecule: messenger RNA, 1565 nt
Organism: Wyeomyia smithii (pitcher-plant mosquito)
Lineage: Eukaryota; Metazoa; Arthropoda; Insecta; Diptera; Culicidae
Exons: 4
Coding region: 129-1481 (450 amino acids)
Source: RefSeq, a predicted model, not a curated record